AUGGUUGAAGAAGAUGCCAGCGGAGAUGAAGCGGACAUCAUCCUCAUCCCUCCAGAAGGUGACGUAUCUGACGGCUACUCCGGACCGGAGGACGAAGGCGAGGGCGACCCCGACCAUCCUUCUGCCCCCAUCCUGAAGUCUGAAGCUGAACUUCAGCGUCGCAGGAGUUCAAGGACUGAGACCACUCACCAGCCUACCGCGCGACGUCAUCAAGCUCAUCACACUGUGACGUGGAUGAAGCCAGCGCCUUCAUCGGGAAAGCCUACCAGGCUUUUCCCUGAGGCUAACUUCAGCCAGUUCUCGGGGAUGAGUCCAAACGAACUGGUAACACUCUUCCUUGGUGAGGAGAUCUUCGACCUCACUAUCAAGGAGAGCAGCCUCUACGCUCUUCGAAACGGACGCCAAGAUCCACAGCUGAGCAGGGAAGACAUCGCCAUCUUCAUCGGCAUCCUCGUCCUCACUAGCUACCUGACAGCAGUGAACACCAGGUUCUACUGGCAAGAGGCUGCGGACACUCACAAUGAGCUCAUAUGUCAAGCCAUGACGCGCAAUCGCUUUGACACGAUCAAGCGGAACCUCCACUUCUGCAGCGAGGAAGAUCCUGCUGACCGCUACUGGAAGCUCCGUCCGCUCAUCAAAAUCCUGCAGGUCAAGUAUAUGGAGCAUUUUGUUCCGCAGCAAGCUAUCUCCCACGACGAGGCCAUGAUCGCCUACUUUGGGCGACACGGUCUGAAACAGGCGAUCCGGAACAAACCGAUCCGUUUCGGAUUCAAGGCCUGGGCACAGAACACGCCAGACGGAUAUCUCCUGGCGUUCGACUUCUAUCAAGGAAGGGGAGUCGCGGAGCACACUGACGACAACGUUCAGCUUGUUGGAAAGAGCGGCGCCACCGUGCUCGAUCUGCUGGAGCACAUGAAGCAGGAGUUCCGCGAGCUGCCCUUCCAGUUCUUCGUGGACAACUAUUUCAUGUCCAUCCCCCUGAUGCAGGAGAUGACGAAGAGAGGAUACGACGUGACAGGCACGAUCCGGGAGAACCGCAUCCCUGGCACGACUGGCCUCAGUGCGACGAAGGAGUUUAGGAAGAAGGAACGAGGCAUGCACCAGGCUGUCACCAGUCGGGACGGGAACGUGAUUCUCGUCAGGUGGCAAGACAAUGCACCCGUCACUCUGGCCUCGACAUGCUACGGCGAUGUUCCCCCAGGCAAGGUGCGCCGUUACAGCCGUGUGCAGAAGCGACAUGUGGAAGUUGACCGCCCUCAUGUUGUCGGGAAGUACAACGAGAUGAUGGGCGGAACUGACAGGAUGGAUCAAAAUGUCAACCACUGCAGGAUCGCCGUCAAGGGCAAGAAGUGGUGGUGGCCGAUCUUCACAUGGCUUGUGGACACGGCAGUCCACAACGCCUGGCGUCUUUACUGCCGCGCUGGCGGCACGAUGACUUAUGUCCAGUUCCGUCGCGAGUACGCCUGCACCAUCCUGCGACGAUGGGCCAGGGGAAGCAAGCCCAUGAUGAACCGCAACCUUGCGGCUCCAGGAUCCGAGGCCAUCCGCUUCGACGGGAUGGGACACAUCAUCAUCAAGGCCCCGUCACGGGGGACCUGCCGGAAUGAAGGCUGCACGGCGAAGGUGGGAACCAAGUGCGUGAAGUGUGCUGUGUUCCUGUGCGUCAACUGCUUCGCCGGCUUCCAUGGCGUCGCCCAGUGA
Messenger RNA from Amphibalanus amphitrite, 1701 nucleotides. Its product is annotated as piggyBac transposable element-derived protein 3-like. Gene Ontology annotation, molecular function: sequence-specific DNA binding. The coding region runs from base 1 to 1701 and encodes 566 amino acids. The transcript has a single exon. The record is from RefSeq and is a predicted model, not a curated record. Lineage: Eukaryota; Metazoa; Arthropoda; Thecostraca; Balanomorpha; Balanidae.